AUGUAUGUCUGCAGGAUCAAGCGUAUGGCAGGGAUGAAGGAGUCUCAGAUCAGUGCUGAGAUCGAGCUGCUGCCCACCAACGACAAGAAGAAGUGGGCGCGCCCUCCCAUCUCCAUGAACUUUGAGGUGAUUAGGUAUUUUAUUUCCUUCACACAGUCAUCUCUACUGUUGCUGGGUUCAAGAUUAGUUUGUGCCCUAUAGCCAACAUUUAUGGUUGAAUGACCCAGGUGUGCAAACGUUUCUGUUCUGUCAAAUACUGAACUCUCUCCCAGGUGUCAUUAUGGUAAUGUCAUGGUCUUCCAGGUGUCAUUAUGGUUCUGUUAUGGUCUCCCAGGUGUCAUUGUGGUAAUGUUAUGGUCUCCCAGGUGUCAUUAUGGUUAUGUUAUGGUCUCCCAGGUGCCAUUUGCUCCGUCCGGGCUCAAGGUGCGCUACCUGAAGGUGUUUGAGCCCAAGCUGAACUACAGUGACCACGACGUCAUCAAAUGGGUGCGCUACAUCGGCCGCAGCGGCAUCUACGAGACGCGCUGCUAA
Coregonus sp. 'balchen' is the source of this 531-nucleotide messenger RNA. NCBI's taxonomy places the organism in Eukaryota, Metazoa, Chordata, Actinopteri, Salmoniformes, Salmonidae. The record is from the annotation of a GenBank genome assembly.